Messenger RNA from Lactuca virosa, 683 nucleotides. NCBI's taxonomy places the organism in Eukaryota, Viridiplantae, Streptophyta, Magnoliopsida, Asterales, Asteraceae. The record is from the annotation of a GenBank genome assembly.
AGGCAUUUCCACACAGUUUUGGAAGUCGUGCUAAAGCUGAGUGCCGACAUCAUCAAGCCAGAUCCAAACUAUAAUGAUGAUGUUCCCGAAUAUAUAUUAAAUAACCCUCGGUAUCAUCCAAUGUUCAAUGAUUACAUUGGUGCUAUAGAUGUGACACACGUUAGGGCAUCAGUUCCACAAAAAGGAAGCGAAGUGCAUUGGUCGAAAGGGAUAUGCAACACAAUAUAUAAUGGUUGUUUGUGAUUUUAACAUGUGUUUUACAUUUGUAUGGGCCGGUUGAGAGGGGACUGCACAUGACACAAAAAUUUUCAAUGAAAACCUUACAGAGACCAGAUCUUAAUUUUCCAUAUCCAAUGGGUGAUAAAUAUUACGUUGUUGAUGUCGGAUAUCCAAAUACCAUAGGGUUGACGUUAUUAAGAGAUAUGCAUGUUAACUACAAGUACAAGAAUCAAGUAAGAAUUGUGAUAGCAUCGAUGGUGAUCCAUAACUAUAUUAGAAAGGUUGGUAGGUUUGAUGAAACGUUUAAUAGGGCACAACAAGAAUCCUACAAUCACAUACGAGGUGGUACUAGUAGUGAAGUUUACGAAGAAUGUCCAAGUACACGUCGCAUGAGUGAUGAUGAUUCGUAUAUGGCAGCGAUACGAGAUAUUAUUGCACAAGAUAUAAUCACAUUGUUGGGAUGA